Molecule: messenger RNA, 1454 nt
Organism: Alnus glutinosa
Lineage: Eukaryota; Viridiplantae; Streptophyta; Magnoliopsida; Fagales; Betulaceae
Product: D-aminoacyl-tRNA deacylase
Exons: 9
Coding region: 167-1120 (317 amino acids)
Biological process (GO): D-amino acid catabolic process
Molecular function (GO): D-aminoacyl-tRNA deacylase activity
Source: RefSeq, a predicted model, not a curated record
UUUCUUGACCACCUUAAACUGUUCCAUCUUUUGUUCCAAUGGGCAGGACAGUGCAGCCACCUAAAUAGCCAACCUCUUCAGACUUCCAAAGAGUACAGUGCCGAACGAAGACAACUGGAAAAAAAGAAAGAAAAAAAAAGAAGCACAUUUCGGGGAGAGAGAAGAGAUGGUGAAGCUGGUGGUGGCGACGACGACGGACCCCGCGUCCAUAAACCCGGCCAACGCGCUUUUAGCCAUGCCCGGCUGGCACACAGGUCCUUUCUUCCAGGAGGAUAUGAAGAGCUUCGCUAACGAAGGGGUGAGGCUAGUGCUCCACGACAAGAGCAUAAUCGAGGAGGACCACUUGGACCAGCGCUGGGAGGAAGCCACCGGCGAGCCCGUCGACGAGGUCAUCUUCCUCAGCAAACAUACCGCCGUUUCCAACCGCCCCGCCCUCACCGUUCACCCUAUCGGGGUACCUCACUUGAGGGAAGGAGAAAUUCCGCCACAGGGUGGGAAGCCUGGAUGGGCGGCGCCACCCAGUCCUCGCAUCGGUCCCUGGCUGAGGCUGUUGAAGAAUAUUGCUCAUUCUCAUAAUUUGGUUCCUGAGUUUGAGAUUACUUUGGAGGGUACUCAUCAUGGACCGGUGACUAAUAAGCCAACUAUGUUUAUAGAGAUUGGUAGCACAGAAGAAUAUUGGAAGAGGCAGGAUGCAGCUCAUGUUAUUGCUCUGCUAGUCACUGAAGGACUUGGGCUUGGAGGAGGUGCUGCUGUAGGAAACUGGAGCAGGGAGAAUGAUAAUAACAAAGUGCUUCUUGGGAUAGGUGGUGGACAUUAUGCACCUCGGCAUAUGGACAUAGUUCUGAAAGAUGGUGUUUGGGUGGGUCACCUACUUUCCGGAUAUUCCUUGCCGAUGGAAGACCCAAGCUUGUCAAAAGUAGAAACAAAUGUGAAAGAGGUUGGCGGGACUUGGAGGGAAUCAAUUAAAGCUGCAUUUGAGGCUACAAGAUUGGCUUUCCCUGGCGGGGAAAUUGUUGCGCAUCUUGAUCACAAGAGUUUCAAAAGCUGGCAGAAGAAUGCUAUAACAGGGUUCCUAGGCGAGCAGAACAUAAAAAUUGGCAAACCAGCUGACUUCUACUGAUUUCUGAAGAACACAGCAUCAACAAGGGCAGAGUCAAAAACCAGCCAGCUGGAUAAUGAUAUGACUCAAAAUAGACGAUUUAAAAAAGAAAAAGAAAAAAGAGAGAGAGAAGAGAAUAAGCCAAUAAGGACAGGACCAAAGGCACAGCCUACCAAUGAGAUGGUGUUCCUUCUUCGUGGUCUCCAUCUAUGUGACGUUGACUUGUUCAUGACUUGUAUUUGUUCUAUUGUUGUCAUUCUUUGGUGAUAUGUUUCCAAUAGACGACAUUAUUAUGUUGUCCAGUCAUUAAAGCAAAUUAAGCAAUGCAUUUUUAAUAACAGGUCAAUUUAACCAA